GCAUUUGUGAAAGCUCGGUCUGUAAAAACUACGACUGAAUGAAGUCAGCUGAUCUUUGCUUUCGCAUCGCCUCUCAUUUCUUCUAGGCAGAGGACCGCGAUACUGGAUCUACCUUUUCGCUUCGAUAAGUCAGUUGUAGUCUGUUAGGAUGGACAUGUCCAAGCUGCCAAAGAUCCGGGAUGAAGAAAGGGAGAGCGAGUUUGGAUACGUCCAUGGAGUCUCCGGCCCAGUGGUGACUGCCACGGCGAUGGCGGGGGCAGCCAUGUACGAGCUGGUGAGAGUGGGCCACAGUGAGCUGGUGGGGGAGAUCAUCCGUCUGGAGGGAGACAUGGCUACCAUCCAGGUCUACGAGGAAACCUCGGGUGUGUCUGUGGGGGACCCUGUGCUGCGGACUGGGAAGCCCCUGUCUGUGGAACUGGGGCCGGGCAUCAUGGGCUCCAUCUUUGACGGUAUCCAGCGCCCCCUGAAGGACAUCAACGACCUUACACAGAGCAUUUACAUCCCCCGUGGAGUCAACAUCGGGGCCCUCAACCGAGACCUCAAGUGGGAUUUCUCUCCCGGCAAGAGCCUACGAGUUGGCAGUCACAUCACCGGGGGAGAUAUCUAUGGGACGGUGUUUGAGAACUCCCUCAUCAAGCACAAGCUCAUGCUGCCUCCACGGAACAGAGGCACCGUCACCUACGUGGCCCCCCCUGGCAACUAUGACGUCUCAGAUGUGGUGCUGGAGCUGGAGUUUGAGGGCCUCAAGGAGAAGUUCACCAUGGUUCAGGUGUGGCCUGUGAGACAGGUGCGUCCUGUAACAGAGAAGCUUCCUGCCAAUCACCCCCUGCUGACUGGCCAGAGGGUCCUGGAUGCACUCUUUCCGUGCGUGCAGGGAGGAACCACCGCUAUCCCAGGAGCCUUUGGGUGUGGUAAAACUGUCAUCUCCCAGUCCCUGUCCAAGUACUCCAACAGUGAUGUCAUCAUCUACGUGGGCUGUGGGGAACGUGGUAACGAGAUGUCGGAAGUGCUGCGAGACUUCCCUGAGCUGACCAUGGAGGUGGACGGGAAGACUGAGAGCAUUAUGAAGAGAACUGCGCUGGUGGCCAACACCUCCAACAUGCCCGUGGCUGCCCGAGAGGCCUCCAUCUACACAGGCAUCACGCUGUCUGAGUACUUCCGGGACAUGGGCUACAACGUGAGCAUGAUGGCUGACUCCACGUCCCGAUGGGCUGAGGCCCUUAGGGAGAUCUCAGGACGACUGGCAGAGAUGCCGGCCGACAGCGGUUAUCCUGCCUACCUCGGUGCCCGCUUGGCUUCCUUCUACGAGCGUGCCGGGAGAGUGAAGUGUCUGGGCAACCCUGAGAGAGAGGGCAGCGUCAGCAUCGUGGGAGCUGUGUCUCCCCCUGGUGGUGAUUUCUCCGACCCCGUCACCUCAGCCACCCUGGGUAUCGUACAGGUGUUCUGGGGUCUGGAUAAGAAGCUGGCCCAGAGGAAGCACUUCCCCUCAGUCAACUGGCUGAUCAGCUACAGCAAGUACACCCGCGCUCUGGACGAGUACUACGACAAGCACUUCCCUGAGUUUGUGCCGCUGCGCACCAAGGCCAAGGAGAUCCUGCAGGAAGAGGAAGACCUGGCUGAAAUCGUACAGCUGGUCGGCAAGGCUUCACUGGCAGAAACGGACAAGAUCACCCUUGAAGUGGCCAAGCUGCUCAAAGAUGACUUCCUGCAACAGAACGGUUACACUCCUUACGACAGGUUCUGCCCCUUCUAUAAGACCGUGGGCAUCCUGUCCAACACCAUUGCCUUCUACGACAUGGCCCGGCACGCGGUGGAGACCACAGCCCAGAGCGACAACAAGAUCACCUGGGCUAUUAUCCGUGAACACAUGGGGGAGAUGCUCUACAAGCUGAGCUCCAUGAAGUUCAAGGACCCAGUGAAGGACGGCGAGACCAAGAUCAAGGCAGAAUACGCCCAACUUCUGGAAGACAUGCAGAACUCCUUCCGUACCCUGGAGGAAUAAGCAUUCAACCCUCAACGUUUACCUUUGACCCUUGACCCCUGGGGGCAGUGCAUGUCAAUGUCACCCAUCUCUUUCUCUCUGUAAUCUCUCCCUCACCGCAACCUCACAUUCCACUGCUGAAUGUUUGUGCGUGUGUGUGUGUGUGUGUGUGUGUGUGUGGAGGGAUGGAUGGAUAAAGGGAUGUUCUGUGUUCAUGUUUUAUGUUACUUCCAGUACUUGGACAUACUCACCCUAGUAGGUAGAACUUGGUGUGAGAGAUGUCAUCGACCCCUCCACUGCCCCCAUCCUGGUCACCACCUCAUCUCUGACCCUAGCUGUGUAUCGGAAUACUUCAGUUGAUGUAAUUAUCGUUAAUCUUCCCUCUGUACAGAAGAUUGUUGAA
Hypomesus transpacificus is the source of this 2384-nucleotide messenger RNA. RefSeq names its product ATPase H+ transporting V1 subunit Ab (gene atp6v1ab). The record is from RefSeq and is a predicted model, not a curated record. Gene Ontology annotation, cellular component: proton-transporting V-type ATPase, V1 domain; lysosomal membrane. The transcript has 15 exons. Gene Ontology annotation, biological process: ATP metabolic process; proton transmembrane transport. Gene Ontology annotation, molecular function: ATP hydrolysis activity; ATP binding; proton-transporting ATPase activity, rotational mechanism. NCBI's taxonomy places the organism in Eukaryota, Metazoa, Chordata, Actinopteri, Osmeriformes, Osmeridae. Bases 149 to 2002 code for a protein of 617 amino acids.